Raphanus sativus (radish) is the source of this 1112-nucleotide messenger RNA. RefSeq lists its product as uncharacterized. The transcript is spliced from 2 exons. NCBI's taxonomy places the organism in Eukaryota, Viridiplantae, Streptophyta, Magnoliopsida, Brassicales, Brassicaceae. The coding region runs from base 68 to 949 and encodes 293 amino acids. The record is from RefSeq and is a predicted model, not a curated record.
CGAAUCAUAAGUAUCUCGUCAAAAAGACUAGCUAGGAUAACAACGACAAAAAAAGAUAAAGAAUAAGAUGGUUGAGAUUCAUGGGAGGUUCAAGAGAACUGAGACGGCUUUCAACUUGUCGGCGGCGCGUCAACGUCCGCCGUAUUAUGACAGCAGUGGAAGUAAUCACUCACCGGAGGAAACAGGGGAUCUUUCGGAUUUGGUUGCCUCUUUUAUCGAAAUGGAAGGAGAAAAAAAGAAUCCGGAGGAGGAAAUGGAAUAUUCUUCCGACAACGAGUACGAUGAUGUGAAGGAGAGGUUACGUAAUCUUCUAGAAGGUUUAUCCGUCGGUGAAUAUCGGAUGAAAAUAUUGGCCGCAACGGAGGUUGCCAGAAAAUUCGUCGGAGAUAUUGUUCAACAUGGUUCUUCUAAGCGCCAAUUGAUGGAUUUUCUACGUAACAAGGGCUUUGAUGCAGGUCUUUGCGAGUCACGAUGGGAAAGAUUCGGCAAGAACACCGCCGGAAAACACGAGUACGUCGACGUUCGUUGCGGUGGAGAUCAUAAUCGCUAUAUAGUGGAGACAAAUCUCACCGGAGAGUUUGAAAUAGCGAGGCCAACAAAGAGAUACAACUCCAUAAUAAGCCAAGUGCCACGUGUCUUCGUGGGAACUCCGGAAGAGCUGAAAAAGCUCGUCAGGAUAAUGUGCCACGAGAUGAAACGUUCGCUGAAGCAAGUGGGGAUACACGUGCCACCGUGGAGGAGAAAAGGCUACAUGCAAGCGAAGUGGUUCGGUUUCUAUAAACGAACUUCGACGACGACUAAUCACGAAAUGGUUGGUAAUAAUACUAAAAGUAGCAUCGGUACGAUUGGGUUUAGGGGUUGCAAGGAAAAAAUUUGGGAAGCAAAAAGUCUUAAGGUUAUGGUUGGUCAGCUUUCGGUUGCUUUCAACGCUGGUGGUGUUGAAGUGUAAUACUUUAUAGAACAAGUUAGUUUUGAGCUAUCAAUGUAAAGCUAAUUUCGGGUUUUAUAUCUGCACAUAUGUGAGUUUUUGGGGAUCUAAUUACAGCAACUGAAUAUAUAUAUAUAGAGAAGUAUAUAUAUAUAUAAGCUCAGUCACGGUAGCUUUUCUUUUC